Messenger RNA from Branchiostoma floridae (Florida lancelet), 336 nucleotides. RefSeq lists its product as uncharacterized. Lineage: Eukaryota; Metazoa; Chordata; Leptocardii; Amphioxiformes; Branchiostomatidae. The record is from RefSeq and is a predicted model, not a curated record.
GUCCCAGAGGUUGCCACAACAAUACAACCUGAACCCAGAGGUCAAAGAAAGGAUGCUACAGGAGGGCAGCAGAAGAGAGUCCACUUUCAAGUUCAAGACAUGACUGACAAAGCUGGAGGUGAAAGUGAUGUGGAGAAGGAGACUGUGGAGGAAGAUCAUCGCAACAAGAGUAUCAAGGCCUUAAUGGAGAAGAUAGAUAAGAAAACGAAAAGAAAAGCAGGAAGGACACAGAAUAAGUUUAAGGAACAGCUGAUCCAGGACGAAUGAAGAAGAAGACAGGAUUAUCAAGCAACUGGAGAAGAAUCUUGGCUACAACAAGAGGAAGACAAAGACCAU